Malania oleifera is the source of this 4323-nucleotide messenger RNA. RefSeq lists its product as uncharacterized. The transcript has 27 exons. Lineage: Eukaryota; Viridiplantae; Streptophyta; Magnoliopsida; Santalales; Ximeniaceae. The coding region runs from base 117 to 3869 and encodes 1250 amino acids. The record is from RefSeq and is a predicted model, not a curated record. Gene Ontology annotation, molecular function: ATP binding; ATP hydrolysis activity; protein binding. Gene Ontology annotation, cellular component: mitochondrial outer membrane.
UUUUUUUUUUUUUUGGAAAGACAUAAAUCACAUAAUUGCAUAUAUCCUUCUUCUUCCUCUCUCUCCCUCUCUCUCUCUCUCUUUCCAAGUCUCGAACGGAGAAAGAAAGGGGAGUCAUGGUUUCGACGAGACGAAGUGGAUCUCUAUCGGGAAACAACAGCAAGCGAUCUUCGUCCUCCGAAGAGAAGCCUCCGUCGCCAAAGCGUCACAAGGCGGAGACAGGCGGUGCUUCGGAGAAAUCAGCGCUGGCUGCGGAGAAUCCAAAGGAUUUGUGCUCGCCGGCGGCGGAUCCCGCCGACUGUGGUCCCGUGGAUCCUGCAGUUCCUGGAUGCGGCGCCGGGGAUGCUGUGAAUUCUGGAAAGGGAGAGGCGGCGCCGGCGGUCGCGGUGUCGACGCCGAUCGCGGAAGGGAUUCCACCGAUCGUGGUGGAGAAGCCGAAGAGUUCUUUCUCCUCGUGGAGUUUUUGUCAGAAGCAGAACCCUAAUUUCGAAACGGUGAUGCCUUGGUGCAAGCUUCUUUCACAGUCUGCGAUGAAUGCAAAUGUUGUCAUUUCUACAUCGAGUUUCACCAUUGGUUCCAGCAAACACUGCAAUUUCCCAUUGAAAGACCAAACGAUUAGCGCAACUUUAUGCAAGAUCAAGCAUACACAGCGUGAAGGUAUUGCUGUGGCCAUGCUUGAAAGCAUGGGGAGCAAGGGAUCUGUGCAUGUAAAUGGGGCUCUUGUUAAGAAGAAUACCAGUUGUGUCCUUAGUUCCGGGGAUGAAGUAGUUUUUGGAUUGCUAGGGAACCAUGCUUAUAUUUUUCAUCAACUUCUGACUGAGGUUACAAUGAAGGCACCUUCCUCUAUUGGGGGUGCAGAGGCUCAUAAUAGUUUAGGAAGAUAUAUGCUUCAGGAAAGACGGCAGGCAGGGGAUCCUUCUGCUGUGGCUGGGGCAGCUUCUAUUCUCUCAAGUUUGAGACAAGAGUCUUCGCGUUGGAAGCCUCCAGCUCAGACCAAUGGUAAAACCAACCAAGGGAUGGAGCUGUCCACUCACUCUGUUGUUCGUGAUGUUCCGGAGGUCGAGCUUGACGGUCUGGAGUGCAGUUCUGCUCCAAAUGGGGCAUGUGAUAAUGCUGCUGAUAUUGGAGCAACGGGCAAGAACCUUCCUCUCGAUUGCAACCAGGACUCUGGCAUAGAGGCAGGCAAUGUAAAAUUUUCUGGGGUGAAUGAUUUGCUAAGGCCUUUUUUGAGGAUGUUAGCUCCGUCGACUAGUUGUAACCUGGAAUUGAGCAAAAGUAUCUUUAAACAGGUACUGGAGGAAAGAAAUGAGUGGACGAGGGACUCGCAGCCAGCUUCGACAUCAGGUCUCUCUCUGCGAUGUGCUGUGUUCAGGGAAGACAUUCUUGCUGGAAUUCUCGAUGGCAAAGACAUACAAGUUUCAUUUGAUGAUUUCCCAUAUUACUUGAGUGAGAACACAAAAAAUGUGCUGAUUGCAGCCUCAUUUAUACAUCUGAAGCGCAGAGAACAUGCAAAAUACACCUCAGAACUUCCUACUGUGAACCCAAGAAUUCUGCUUUCUGGUCCUGCAGGUUCUGAGAUAUAUCAGGAGAUGUUGGCGAAGGCUCUAGCCAAUCAUUUUGGGGCUAAAUUGCUUAUAUUUGAUAGCCAUUCAUUUUUGGGUGGUUUAUCUUCGAAGGAAGCAGAGCUUCUGAAAGAUGGAUUUGGUACAGAUAAAUCAUCCAAUUUUGCAAAGCAAAGUCCGGGGCCCACUGACUUGGGUAAGAGCAUGGGUCCUCCAGCCGGCGAAGCAGAUGCAGCAUGCUCUUUAAAUGCACCUUCUCUAUGCCUGGAUUCCCAACCAAAGAUGGAGACUGACACUAUGCCUUCUUCUUCUGGAGCUUCUAAGAAUCAAUUGUUUAAAUUCGGUGACCGAGUAAAAUUCACAAGUUCAGCUUACGGCAACUUAUACUCACCAUCAGCGGCAUCUCCUUCAAGGGGUCCAACACAAGGAAUGCGGGGCAAGGUUAUAUUACCUUUUGAAGACAACCCUUCAUCAAAAAUUGGUGUAAGAUUUGAUAAACCCAUAAUUGAUGGGGUUGAUCUCGGGGGUCUCUGUGAAGGGGGUCAUGGAUUCUUCUGCAAUGUUAAUGAUCUUCGUUUGGAAACUUCGGGUGCGGAGGAUCUGGACAAGUUACUUGUUAACACAUUAUUUGAGGCUGUAUUCAGUGAGAGCAGAAGUUCUCCCUUCAUUUUGUUUAUGAAAGAUGCGGAGAAGUGUAUUGUAGGAAAUUCAGAAUCAUAUUCAACAUUUAAAAGCAGGCUUGAAAAGCUACCUGAUAAUGUUGUCAUUAUUGGUUCUCACACGCAUACUGACAAUCGCAAAGAAAAGUCACAUCCCGGUGGCCUGCUGUUCACAAAAUUUGGGAGCAACCAAACUGCUCUUCUCGACUUGGCUUUCCCGGAUAGUUUUGGGAGACUGCAUGACCGGGCAAAGGAUAUUCCAAAGGCAACAAAGCUUCUGACAAAACUCUUUCCCAAUAAAGUGACUAUUCAUAUGCCACAGGACGAGGAACUUCUUGCCUGUUGGAAGAACCAAUUGGAUCGAGAUGCUGAAACACUGAAAAUGAAGGGAAAUCUGAAUAAUCUGCGCACUGUCCUGAGUCGUAGUGGGUUGGAAUGUGAUGGAUUUGAGACCUUAUGCAUCAAGGAUCAAACUCUUACAAAUGAAAGUGCUGAGAAGGUCGUUGGUUGGGCUUUGAGCCACCAUCUAAUGCAGAAUCCUACAGCUAAUGCUGAUGCUGAUGCAAGGCUUGUUCUGUCUAGUGAGAGCAUCCAGUAUGGGAUUGGAAUUCUACAGGCUAUCCAGAAUGAGUCCAAGAGUUUGAAGAAGUCACUCAAGGACAUCGUCACAGAAAAUGAAUUUGAGAAAAGGCUUCUAGCUGAUGUUAUUCCACCCACUGAUAUUGGAGUUACAUUUGAUGACAUUGGAGCCCUUGAAAAUGUCAAAGAUACUUUGAAGGAGUUGGUGAUGCUUCCAUUGCAAAGGCCUGAACUUUUCUGCAAGGGGCAACUAACCAAGCCUUGCAAGGGCAUACUUUUAUUUGGUCCCCCUGGAACAGGGAAAACAAUGCUUGCAAAGGCUGUGGCUACUGAAGCUGGUGCGAAUUUUAUCAACAUAUCAAUGUCAAGCAUCACAUCAAAGUGGUUUGGCGAGGGUGAGAAGUAUGUGAAGGCUGUUUUCUCUCUAGCUAGUAAAAUUGCUCCUAGUGUUGUGUUUGUUGAUGAAGUUGAUAGCAUGCUGGGUCGGAGGGAAAAUCCAGGAGAACAUGAGGCUAUGCGUAAGAUGAAAAACGAAUUUAUGGUUAACUGGGAUGGUUUGCGGACAAAAGAUACAGAGAGAGUUCUUGUACUUGCAGCCACAAAUAGGCCGUUUGACCUUGACGAGGCUGUUAUUAGAAGGUUGACGCGUAGAUUGAUGGUCAAUUUGCCAGAUGCUCCAAACAGAGCAAAGAUCUUAAAAGUGAUACUAGCAAAAGAGGAGUUGUCUUCUGAUGUUGAUCUAGAUGCAGUUGCAAGUAUGACAGAUGGAUACUCUGGGAGUGAUCUUAAGAAUUUAUGCGUAACUGCUGCUCACCGUCCAAUUAGAGAGAUUUUGGAAAAGGAGAAAAAGGAGCGUGCCACAGCAAUCACAGAAGGCAGACCUGCUCCACCCCUGAGUGGUAGUGCUGAUAUUAGGCCUCUGAACAUGGAUGAUUUUAAAUUUGCUCAUGAACGGGUCUGUGCGAGUGUUUCUUCCGAGUCUGCUAACAUGACCGAGCUUCAACAAUGGAAUGAACUCUAUGGUGAAGGGGGUUCCAGAAGGAAGAGGGCUCUCAGCUACUUCAUGUGAAGGCUUGAAUCUGUAUAAAAUGUUUUUAUUUUUUUUUCCCUUACCUCAUUGCUCUACCCUCUCCUCGAGCCCAAGUCAAUGCAACAGAGCUGCUCUCUCAGGCAUGCUGGGGAGUCAUUUUGUCUGUAAUAUGUAGCUUUUUUUCCUUUUUUAAUUUAUAUUCUGUUAGUGCUAGUUUCGGGAUGGUCGGUAUAAAGGCAGUGAGCGAUGCCUUCCGAAGUUUUUGGCAAUUGCCGCAGUGCUACCCCCUUGUUGCCAAAUGUGAAGAGAAUGUGGUUUUAAUGCCCAAAGGAUUGAACUGAAAAAAAAAAGAAAAAAAAGAAAAAAAAAACCCUAGACCCUGUGCAUAUAUUUAAUAGUCAAUUCUUUAUGGUGUUUGUCAGAAUAUAACACAAUAAGCAGUUGUGAUUUGUUCUUUCUUUGUAUUAUUAUUUAUCCGUUUUUAGUUUUUCCA